Caenorhabditis elegans is the source of this 312-nucleotide messenger RNA. RefSeq names its product Vpu protein (gene F55E10.1). The coding region runs from base 1 to 312 and encodes 103 amino acids. The transcript has a single exon. Lineage: Eukaryota; Metazoa; Nematoda; Chromadorea; Rhabditida; Rhabditidae. The record is from RefSeq and is marked reviewed.
AUGGUAGACCAUACUCGGGCCGUCUUCACCUCAACUUUGGCCAAUGGUGACUUUGUGCACGCCGAGGAUCACACCACAGCUAUUGUUGUUCUUCUCAUCAUUCUCAUCUUCUGUCUGUUGAUGGCAAUGUUUGUCUGUUAUCUCGGCUGGUCUGGUGUUGUCACGGAUAUGAGCGAUUCACGUGUCGGAGAUGGCACACUCGUUGGCUACGACCUUGAGGUGUUUGGACCGGUGGACUGGUUUGAUGACGAAGAGGAGAUGCAACUUGCUCCAGGCAACCCAGCCAUAAUUCCUCGUUGUGUCGAAGCUUGA